This is a messenger RNA of Dovyalis caffra, 933 nucleotides long. The record is from the annotation of a GenBank genome assembly. Lineage: Eukaryota; Viridiplantae; Streptophyta; Magnoliopsida; Malpighiales; Salicaceae.
AUGGCUGCUGCCCUGAAAUCAAGUCCUUCCUUCCUCCAACCGAAGAAACCAGAUACCCAUUUCCUCAUUCGUCAUAAACCCAUAUUCAUCUCAACCAGAAGGUUCGUUCCAAUGGCUUCUAUCGCUGCUACCCGAAGUCUUAGUAUUAGUGAAACAUUCUCCAAUCUCAAAAGACAAGGCAAAGUGGCGCUCAUCCCAUACAUCACAGCCGGCGAUCCUGAUCUUUCAACCACAGCAGAAGCCUUGAAGGUGCUGGAUGCCUGUGGAUCUGACAUAAUUGAAUUGGGCGUUCCUUACUCUGAUCCUUUGGCAGAUGGUCCAGUUAUCCAGGCGGCAGCUACACGCUCCUUGGCUAGAGGGACCAAUUUGGAAGCAAUCACAUCAAUGUUAAAGGAGGUGGUUCCACAAGUAUCCUGUCCAAUUGCUUUAUUUACAUAUUACAAUCCAAUUCUAAAGCGUGGAAUUGGGAAGUUUAUGUCCACAGUAAAAGACGUUGGCAUACAUGGACUUGUGGUCCCAGAUGUUCCUUUGGAGGAGACUGAAGUUCUGAAGAAGGAAGCUGUCAAGAAUAAGCUUGAACUGGUGCUUCUUACGACACCCACUACUCCAACAGAACGAAUGAAAGCCAUUGUUGAAGCAGCAGAUGGAUUUGUGUAUCUUGUGAGCUCAGUUGGGGUAACUGGUGCUCGUGCUUCCAUAAGUGACAAAGUUCAAACCCUUCUCCAGGAUAUUAAAGAGGCAACAACCAAGCCUGUAGCUGUUGGCUUUGGCAUAUCAAAACCAGAGCAUGUCAAGCAGAUAGCAGGAUGGGGUUCCGAUGGUGUCAUUGUUGGUAGUGCCAUGGUGAAGCUGUUGGGUGAAGCAAAAUCUCCCGAGGAAGGAUUGAAGGCACUAGAGAGUUUCACCAAAUCUUUAAAAGCUGCGCUUCCUUGA